AUGUCCUCUCAAGUUGCAUCCUUCGACAGGACCAGGCAUUGUAAGCAACCCACCCCAUACAAUGGGACAUGGGUGGCAUACUUCAAGUUGACGCGAAAACACAACUUCCCCACCGGCGUGGAUUUAUUAUUUUGGCCAUGUACGUGGGGUUUGAUCAUGAGUGCCUACGCUUUGCGGCUCUCCUUCCAGUCGCUUGCGAUUCAGCUCAUCACAUACCUGGUUGGCGUGACGCUUCGGCAUAGCACGGCCUGCAUCUGGAAUGACAUGUGUGACACCGAAUUUGACCGGAAAGUCGACGUUUCUAUCCGUGGCGCAAGCAUUCUCCUCGCCGUGCAUUUCAUCACAUGUCUCAUCAUCCUAUCACACAUUGGAGGUGCAGCCUUCAUGUGGGGUUUGUUCUGCCUCUGCGUUUUGGAUCCCUUAUACCCUCUGAUGAAGCGGUGGACUAACUGGCCUCAGUUAGGGCUCGGGCUUGCCAUGACAUGGGGCUUCCCCGUCUCAUGGGUGGCUAAUUUCGGCGAAAUGGAUUGGUAUAUUGUACCAGUUCUAUUCGUAGGUGGUGUCUGCUGGACCGUUCAUUAUGACACCAUCUACGCUUGUCAAGAUCGUCGCGACGACAUCAAAGCGGGUGUCCAGUCUACGGCACUCCUAUUUGGAGAUUGGACUCGCCUCAUACUAUCUUUCUUCUCCGCCUGCUUCGUCGCAUGCCUUGUGCUUGCAGGCAUCAUGAACCAUCAAGGCCCUCUCUUCUUCGCUGGCGUUGCAGGCACCGCAAGCCAUCUAGCUUGGCAGCUUAUCGUGGUCGACCUAGACGACAGCUCAGAUUGUAGCAGGAUCUUCAAGGUAGCAUAUAAUGGUUCAAAUGGUCCAAGGGCUGACAUCCCAUAUUUGUAG
Messenger RNA from Rhodofomes roseus, 894 nucleotides. RefSeq names its product UbiA prenyltransferase family-domain-containing protein. NCBI's taxonomy places the organism in Eukaryota, Fungi, Basidiomycota, Agaricomycetes, Polyporales, Fomitopsidaceae. Gene Ontology annotation, molecular function: 4-hydroxybenzoate polyprenyltransferase activity. Bases 1 to 894 code for a protein of 297 amino acids. Gene Ontology annotation, biological process: ubiquinone biosynthetic process. The record is from RefSeq and is a predicted model, not a curated record. Gene Ontology annotation, cellular component: mitochondrial inner membrane. The transcript has 6 exons.